UUCUCUAUUUAAAGGUUGGCAAAAACAUAGAAUGUGCUCUACCAACCCUAGGUGGUUUAUCUAUUCUACCAACCUUGCGCUGUACAACUCUUGCUGAAUUUGUGAUUUACGACUGCAGGUAGAUAGGUUAAGAAGGUAUUUUUUGAUCAUCCAAUAGCUGGUUAUCGGUGAUUUUGCAAUGGCCAAGUUUGAUCUAACUUCCCGUAUGGGUCAGUAUUUGGAUAGACAUUUGAUUUUUCCACUCCUCGAGUUUCUGUCCGCCAAACAGAUAUAUGAUGAAAAUGAAUUACUUCAAGUAAAGUUAGAUAUUCUGAGCAAAACAAAUAUGGUGGAUUAUGCAAUAGACAUUCGGAAGCAGCUAUAUCCAAAUGAGGAAGUUCCAGAGGAUAUGAAAACCCGGCGUCUUAACGUGGUGCACCAGCUGCAAGAUCUGAAUGAAACGUGUGACCCAAUUCUUACACUUAUGACAGAUGAUGAAUUAAUGAAGAAAAUGGAGACCAUGCGAGAUUCUAGAACUCUAAUGAAUUUUCUUCAAGAUGAACUUAAAUGUGAGCCCCAUAUAAUGGAGAGCAUGUACAAGUUGGCAAAAUAUCGCUAUGAGUGUGGAAACUACUCCCUCACCACCAGCUACUUGUACUUCUACAUUCUUGUCAUGCCAACCAGCGACAAGAAUUAUUUAAAUGUGUUGUGGGGAAAACUUGCUUCUGAGAUUCUGUUGCAAAACUGGGACACAGCACUAGAAGACCUGAACAAGCUCCGUGAAUAUAUUGACAACAACUCAUUUGGGUCAGCUCUGCAGAGUUUACAUCAGAGAACAUGGUUUAUUCAUUGGAGUCUAUUUGUGUUCUUCAAUCAUGAGAAAGGGAGGGAUCUUGUUAUUGAGAUGUUUCUCUACAGGCCACAAUACCUGAAUGCAAUCCAGACCAUGUGUCCUCAUAUCUUACGAUAUUUGGCCACUGCUGUUAUCAUCACUCGGUCUAGGCGCAGUGCUCUCAAAGAUUUGGUGAAGGUUAUCCAGCAGGAGUCCUACACUUACAGGGAUCCCAUUACCGAAUUUGUUGAGCAUCUGUAUGUCAAUUUUGACUUUGAUGGCGCUCGCCAGAAACUUCAUGAAUGCCACAUGGUUCUGUACAAUGACUUUUUCCUUAUUGCUGUUUUGGAUGAGUUUGUUGAGAAUGCCAGGCUUAUGAUUUUUGAGACUUUUUGCCGUAUACAUCAGUGCAUCAGCAUUGGAAUGUUAGCAGAGAAACUGAACAUGAAGCCAGAAGAAGCUGAAUGCUGGAUUGUGAAUUUGAUUCGGAAUGCACGUCUUGAUGCCAAGAUCGAUUCCAAACUCGGACAUGUCGUCAUGGGAACACAGCCUUUAUCUCCGUAUCAGCAGCUCAUAGAGAAGAUCGAUUCCCUGUCUGUUCGCUCCGAGGCACUCCAGAACCUCAUUGAAAGGAAACUGAAAGCUCGUACACAAGAUAUACGAUGGGGAGCCCAAGACUUUUAGGAAGGCAAACAUGGAUAAUGAAUACCAUGCACAUACUUGGCUUAAUUAUUUUUAAUGUGUUUUUUUAUAUAUCUACUUUUCAAAACAUAUGUAACAUGGUAGUUGAAGAUAUGGUGGAACCCCCAUUUAAUGUUGCUUGAUUUAAGUUUAUUUCUGUUUAACAUUCAAUUUCAGUGAUCACAAAUUUAUAAUUUCUUCCAUGUAAGACUUUCCUUUGUUUAGUGAUCAAAUUCAUUACUCCUGAAGGAAGCCUUAAAUGAGAACUUCACUGACAAAUCUUAUACCAGUAUCAGAAUUGCUGGUUGUUAAUGAAAUCUACAAUAAAGUUAGCAGCAGUGAA
Molecule: messenger RNA, 1835 nt
Organism: Zootermopsis nevadensis
Lineage: Eukaryota; Metazoa; Arthropoda; Insecta; Blattodea; Termopsidae
Gene: eIF3e
Product: eukaryotic translation initiation factor 3 subunit e
Cellular component (GO): cytoplasm; eukaryotic translation initiation factor 3 complex
Molecular function (GO): translation initiation factor activity
Source: RefSeq, a predicted model, not a curated record